GACGCUGAUGACGCUAAUGGGGGGGUAGAGUAGAAAAUAUAUAUUUGACAGGGGUUUGACUGACGGGAAAUAAGGGGGUAGUAGUAGGCGAGAAAGACCUGCGUAUGAGUCGAAAUUGAAGUUACUUUUUGUAUUUCGGUCACAUUUUUUUUGUGACUGGUGCCGCGAGUUGAAUCGUAUGUGAUGAUUAAUUCGGAAAGACACAGCAACAGGGCAUAGAACUACAGGAUGUCGCGGACAGUUUCAGUUUUUUUUGGAUGGGGAAGCACGACUAGAACAGUAAAACGCAACGCGGAAAAUAUUUAAAAGGGAGAAUGCGAAUGGUUAGAAGAGAUAGAAUUCAAACAAAAUGGAAACAAUGUAGCAUCGCUGCGGCAUUCCAUAUAGCUAUAAGCACUACUAGAGUAGAAAAUAGAGAGCUAGUUAACAAAUAUAAAUGUAACGUUACUUAUUAUUUAUCAGAAAAGCUCAAACAGAGUCUGUAGUAAACUGGUUGAAAUAAAAAAUAGUUCGUUGGUGUCCCCAGCUACCAAAGAAGAAAAAACUCAAAUAUGCUACGGAGAAGACUGAACCGUUUGUUCGGUAGGGACGAGAGGAGGGUAGACAGCAGGACCAUCUACGUAGGCCACCGGCCCUGUCCCGCCACCGACACUUUCAUCCCCCCCAAGUUCUGUGACAACAGGAUUGUCUCUUCCAAGUACACGGUGUGGAACUUCCUGCCAAAGAAUCUGUUUGAACAGUUCAGAAGAAUCGCCAAUUUCUACUUCCUCAUCAUCUUCUUGGUGCAGGUCAUUGUAGACACCCCCACCAGCCCAGUCACUAGUGGCCUGCCAUUGUUCUUCGUCAUCACAGUAACAGCCAUUAAACAGGGCUAUGAGGACUGGCUGCGGCACAAGGCAGACAAUGAGGUGAAUAAGUACCUGGUGACGGUGCUGGAGGACGGCCGGAGAGCACGCAAGGAGAGCGAGAAGAUCAAGGUCGGGGAUGUGGUUGAGGUGGUGGAGGAUGAGACCUUCCCCUGUGACCUCAUCCUGCUGCAGUCCAGCCGGGAGGACGAGACCUGCUUUGUCACCACGGCCAGUCUGGACGGGGAGUCCAACCAUAAGACACACUACACAGUGCCAGACACAGAGAAGGGCCUGGAGUCUCUCAGUGCCACCGUGGAGUGCGAGCAGCCGCAGCCUGACCUCUACAAGUUUGUGGGGCGUAUGCACAUCUACAAGAAUGACCAGGAGCCUGCUGUGAGGUCUUUGGGUCCAGAGAAUCUCCUCCUGAAAGGCGCUACCUUGAAGAAUACUCAGAAGAUUUAUGGAGUGGCAGUGUACUCUGGCAUGGAAACCAAAAUGGCUCUGAACUACCAGGGGAAGUCCCAGAAGCGAUCUGUGGUGGAGAAAUCUAUCAAUGCCUUCCUGCUGGUGUACCUGUGUAUCCUGGUGAGCAAGGCCCUGGUGUGCACCACGCUCAAGUACGUGUGGCAGAGUCAACCAGGCCAGGAAGAGCCCUGGUACAACCAGAAGACGCAGAAGGAGAAAGAUGCCAACCUGUACCUGAAUAUGUUUACUGACUUCCUGUCGUUCAUGGUGCUGUUCAACUUCAUCAUCCCCGUGUCCAUGUACGUGACGGUGGAGAUGCAGAAGUUCCUGGGCUCCUUCUUCAUCUCCUGGGACAAGGACUUCUUCGACCCCGAGAUCCAGGAAGGGGCUCUGGUCAACACCUCUGACCUCAACGAGGAGCUAGGACAGGUGGAGUAUGUGUUCACAGACAAGACGGGCACUCUGACCCAGAACAGCAUGGAGUUCAUCGAGUGCUGCAUCGACGGCUUCCAGUACAAGAACCGUGACUCGAGCACCGAGCUGGACGGCUUCUGUGUCACAGAUGGACCUGUGAGCAUGCUGCAGCAGAAGGCUGGCAGGGAGGAGGAGGAGCUGUUCCUGCGGGCUCUGUGUCUGUGCCACACGGUGCAGGUCAAGGAGUCUACGGGUCAGGAGGACUGGGUUGGGGACCAGGUGGACGGUGUCCUGGGGCUGGACGGAGAGAUGGUCCACCCUGCAGAGCUCAGGGGCUUCAUCGCCUCCUCACCCGACGAGGUGGCACUGGUCAAGGGAGCCAUGAAGUAUGGUUUCACAUUCCUAGGUAUGGAGAGCAAGAACAUGAGAGUGAUGAACAGAGACAAAGAUGUUGAAACGUACGAGCUGCUUCAUGUGUUGAACUUCGACCCCGUGAGAAGGCGUAUGAGCGUAAUAGUCCGAUCCAAAUGCGGGGACAUCAUGCUGUUCUGUAAGGGGGCCGACUCCUCCAUCUUCCCCCGUGUCAGGCAGGAGGAGGUGGACAGGAUAAGCAUGCACGUGGAGCGCAAUGCUACGGAAGGCUACCGGACGCUGUGUGUGGCCUACAAGCUGCUGAGUUCUGAAGAGUACGCCCAGGCAGACGCAGGGCUGAGGGAAGCCAGGCUGGCCCUGGAUGACCGAGAGGAGAAACUCAUGGCUGUCUACAACCAGGUGGAGACUGGGAUGAGCCUGAUCGGAGCUACCGCCGUGGAGGACAGGUUGCAGGAGGAGGCAGCGGAGACCAUGGAGGCCCUGCAGCGGGCUGGCAUGAAGGUGUGGGUUCACGGGGACAAGAUGGAGACGGCCAAGUCCACGUGCUACGCCUGUCGGCUAUUCCAGAGGGGCACAGAGCUGCUGGAACUGACGGUGCGAACCCUGGAGGACGGCGGGAGGAGGAGAGAAGAGCGCCUGCAUGAGGUGCUGUUAGACUACCACAAGAGGGCAGUGCAGGACCCUCCACCGGUUAAGACUAGGGUCACCAGGAGCUGGACUUCAGCUAAGCAGGACUACGGCUUCAUCAUAGACGGAGCCACUCUGUCCUUAGUGUUCAACUCCUCUCCUGACUCCAGCCACUACAAGAGUCUCUUCCUCCAGAUCUGUCAGAACUGUACCACUGUUCUGUGCUGCCGUAUGGCUCCCCUACAGAAGGCCCAGAUCGUGAACAUGGUGAAGAACUCCAAAGGCAGCCCCAUCACCCUCUCCAUCGGAGAUGGAGCCAACGAUGUCAGUAUGAUUCUGGAGGCACACAUUGGCAUCGGUAUAAAAGGUAAAGAGGGUCGCCAGGCAGUGAGGAACAGUGACUAUGCCAUCCCUAAACUCAAGCACCUGAAGAAACUGUUACUGGGACACGGGCACCUCUACUACGUUCGGAUCGCCCACCUGGUGCAAUACUUCUUCUACAAGAACCUCUGCUUCAUCUUACCUCAGUUCUUGUACCAGUUUUUCUGUGGAUCUUCCCAGCAACCCCUCUACGACGCAGCCUAUCUGACGAUGUACAACAUCUGUUUCACCUCCAUGCCUAUCCUGGCCUACAGCCUCUUGGAGCAGCACAUCUGUAUGGAGGUCCUGAUGAGCAACGCUACCCUCUACAGGGACGUAGCAAAGAACGCCAUGUUGCGUUGGAGCCCCUUCCUGUACUGGACCCUACUUGGGGUCUACCAGGGCCUCCUGUUCUUCUUUGGGGUCCGCUUUCUCUUUAGUAACCCAGCCCUGCAGGACAAUGGCCAGGUGUUUGGGAAUUGGUCGUACGGAACAAUUGUUUUUACUGUCCUCGUCUUCACCGUCACGCUAAAGCUGGCUAUGGACACGCGCCAUUGGACGUGGAUCAAUCACUUUGUCAUCUGGGGCUCGCUGGCCUUCUACAUGUUCUUCAGCUUCUUCUGGGGUGGGAUCAUAUGGCCUUUCCUUCGGCAGCAGCGUCUCUACUUUGUGUUUGCUAACAUGCUGCGCUCUGUGUCGGCCUGGCUGGUCAUCAUCCUCCUCAUCCUGCUCAGCCUGCUGCCUGAGAUCCUGCUGCUGGUCCUCCGCAAGCCGCGCUGGCCCCACUCUCGACAGCCUUCAGAGGACAGACUCCUACAGACAUCCAGAUCGCUGCCGUCACGCCCUUGUCCUACAAGCACCUGAAGGAGCGGGAGUAAAGGGCACAAAGGAGGAUCAACUACCCUGCGGCCAGCGUCUUUCAGGAGGCCAUGGCACUCUGGCUGCCUGAACUUUUGCCUGAUCUAAAAAGAAAAUGGGAAAACGACUCAAAGAAAACAACGUAAUAGAAAUGAUAAAAGACCCAGGGAUGACUCCAGCAGUGUUUUGAGUACCUCUGUUCCCCUGCUCCCUCCUUCCUUCCUCUUCCUGUUUCCCUCUGCAUGUCUGCAGUGCAGAUUGCUGCAUCACUGGCCCAUGCAGCACAGGCCAUUUUUACCACGUUUUAACUGGACUGUUGAGUUUCCGGAGUUUAUUUUUAUUUCCUAUGAAUACUACGAUUGCGGGCAGGGGGGGGAUGCGUACAUGGCUGCCCUGUCAGAAGUACUUCUACGGUCGGCUGUGCUCUAGCAUGCAGCCACACCACUGUCCCAGAAUGAUUAAUCUGCAUGAAACUAAGUAGGCCUCAUGAAUGCCACAUUCCACUUGUUAUUUAUAUUUUUCUGCAAGGUUUGUAUUUUAUUUUUUUAAGCAAAUCUCACUUACUUUCUGAAACAAAAAUUCCACUGCGCCAGAUCCAAAUCAUCAUUUAUAAGUUGCAUGAUUCCAAUCCAGUCAAGUCCAACGCAAAGAGAGCAUAUUCACUCAGUGCAGACUGCACUGAACACAGGUUACUGGAGAUCUUCAAAAUGUCCUUGAAUACUGUGUUUAGAGCACAACCCCCUGCUGGGUUAAGUCUCUAUUUUCCCAUCUCCCCAAAGAGUGUGGUGAAUCGAAAUGACUGGUAAUAAGUUGUGCUUGCCAACAUUUCUACCUGGUUCGGUGUUUGUAGCAUGACUUGAAUCUUCCCACCUUAAGGCCGGUGAUGGUUUAAGAAAAUCCCAAAUGUAUUGAAAAUUAAUAUAUGUGCUGUAUAUUGCUUAACCUGUUUGAAUAUCUAAAGCUUGAUGCCAAAAAUGUGUCUGAGCUCGGGAGAUGCAAGUGUCAUGCCCAGCGCCAUCCAAAUGAUUGCAAACUAUGUUGCUGAGAGUGUUGUGUGUGUGUGUGUGUGUGUGUGUGUGCCCAGCAGCACAAUUAUACUGGAUGGGAAUCAUGGCCUCAAAGCAACCUGUGUGUGUUACAUUGAGACACGUUUAACCAGAAUACCUGGAUCUACCUUGUACAUUUAGCAUGUGGUUGUCAUGACCUGUCCUCUAAAGGACUUCAGGAGUUCUGUGGAGCGCACGCGCACACACGCACACACACACACACACACACACACACUAAAAGCCUAAAAUUAGUGAUACAUGUCCAUUACCAGUUAGUGUUGUUUGUCAAAGGUGGGCUGAUGUUGGUGGGUAAAGAUCCCAACUUCAGACUUCCUCUUUCUUGUCACCAUAGGUAAUGCCACUGAGGCUUUCUACCCACCUGCUACCAUAGAUGUUCCUGGAUCUCCAUUUCCGAUGUCUGCGAUGGGUUUCUUACAGAAAGAUGGUUCUGACUUCUAGCGUUUAGUGCUUCAGACAUUCCAUUUCCACAUGCCAUGAUUUUCAUCACUUUUAGACACUAUAUGGGAAGAUGUUUUGGAACAUGUGAAAUAUUUAUUGUUCCGUGCAAUUUUUACUCACAAAUGGUAUAUUUUUAUUACGUGAAUCUUUUUUUGUUGUAGCGAAUGAUCAGCUUCGUGCUUCUUCAGUAUGCCUGUGUUACUUCAGACCAGAUGUGUGCCCAGUGCUAACCCAUAUCUUCUGUAUCUCUCUCACACACACACACACACCCUGCAGGUAUAUCCUACCUUACACCUCUACUAUAUCCUCUCCCUCCACCGGUCUGGUCGCAGGUCAGAUCACAGAGCACCGGUUAGAUCAGUUCAGUCAUAUCCAGGCUAGGAAUGGAGCUUCUUCUAUGUCUGCCACAGAGGGAUAUGCCUGGGAGUAGGUGCCCUGUUGGCACGUCUUUAGUCUCUUACAAAAUGCCAUAAUAGGUCAUGUACAGCCCUCAUGUAGCUAUUGCAGUAUCUCCUCAUAUGAUGAUUAGCAUCACUGAUGGUUGUAGUUCCUAAGCUGAGUAUCCUUAGUCCAGAUGGGCUCCAUUCCAGCUCCUUAGUGGUUGGAGAUACUGUAAUAGCUACAUGAGGGCUGUACAUGACCUGUGACAUACUGAGCAUGUGGCAGAAUUCAAGACAUGGCUCCCAUGCCAAAUGUGAUUUACCGUACUUCCAUCAACCUCAUCUUUUGUUAUUUUGACCUUUUAUUUAACUAGUCGGUUAAGAACAAAUUCUUAUUUUCAAUGACAGCUUAGGAACAGUGGGUUACCUGCCUGUAUCACAUACUGUACCAUCUUGUGGAGGAGAAAAUGCUAUAUUUACCUUGACUUCAAGGGUCUAGAGUUUCCAGAGGGUUGUAAUACGGGGAACUCUUUGUAACGUUUCCUUUUGAAACACUAAAGCUAUGAGGAGUAUGGACUGUGCUCAGACUAACGAAGAUGCCGUUGAACUUUCACCUACCUGGGCUCUGUGUCCUAGGUCAACGGGUAGGUGGAGGACUUUCUGUAUGUUUUAAAAAACAAAAACAAACCUUUAACAUUACAUCAGAGAUGCUAUUUUAAAAUGCUUUUUAAAAAGUAUUGGAUACUCAUGUUUUGCCUGACAAAAUACGUAAAAAAAUGUGAUUGUAUUUUAAAUGCAACCUUUUUCCAGCCACUUUUUUUGUAAGAAUAAUCAAAACGUCCCAAAAAAAGCAGGAGAGGCUGGGUGAAUGUGGAGAAUGACCCUGUCCGCAGGUGACUGCUGUGGUGGGGUGCCUUAGGUUCAGACGGGCACAAAAUGGGCACUUCACAUCUGGCCCCUCAGUCUCCAGCCUCGGCACUCUGAACCUCCGAUCUGAAUGUACCACUUUAAGACCAGUAUGUUCAACAGUUUUUCUGCAAUAAAACACUGUUUUGAAAA
Messenger RNA from Oncorhynchus tshawytscha (Chinook salmon), 6888 nucleotides. RefSeq names its product phospholipid-transporting ATPase 11C. Gene Ontology annotation, molecular function: ATP binding; ATPase-coupled intramembrane lipid carrier activity; ATP hydrolysis activity. Gene Ontology annotation, biological process: phospholipid translocation. The record is from RefSeq and is a predicted model, not a curated record. Gene Ontology annotation, cellular component: trans-Golgi network; endoplasmic reticulum; recycling endosome. NCBI's taxonomy places the organism in Eukaryota, Metazoa, Chordata, Actinopteri, Salmoniformes, Salmonidae.